Molecule: messenger RNA, 3943 nt
Organism: Dama dama (fallow deer)
Lineage: Eukaryota; Metazoa; Chordata; Mammalia; Artiodactyla; Cervidae
Product: X antigen family member 5-like
Exons: 5
Coding region: 3494-3853 (119 amino acids)
Source: RefSeq, a predicted model, not a curated record
AGCGGGAAGCCGGAAUGGAGCGAAUGGGGAUGGAGCCAGUGGUGCCAUGGGUGCCUCCGCUGGGAACUCUGGUCGAUGCCCGAGGCGGGGUAAAGGUACUCUCUGUGUUGUCAUAGGCCCUCUCGAAUGGUGCCUUCCAGAGUGGGUGGUCUUACCGCUACCCCUGCGUGGUACAUCCCAGGACCGAACGGUUUCAUGUGGCGCGCCCCUUGGUGGUGAGCCUGGGGAACAGCCGAUGUAGAUGCCGGUGGACCGUUAGAGGAUGGAUGAUCCUCCAAGGGUGGAAGGGCAACGUGAGGAUGAAAACCCCGCGGAUUGCUGCAAUCUUGGACUCGGAAAAAUGUCUCCAUAAACUGAAGAUUACUUCUCUGUAGUGGCCACUAUCUUAACAGGAAGCAUGGAAAGCAUUUUCUGUGUGCUGGGCGUUGUGCUUGUUUGUGCUUUCCUGUUUAAUGCAGAGCAGGUCUCAAUGUAGAAAGCCAGGCACAGUCCCCCAGCGGGCAGGGGAGAGAAAGCUUCGGACUGGGAUCUGAAGGUCUGGAGUGGGGAAGGCCUCUGUCGUUGACUGCGAGUAAUAUGUGAGAAGGACAACAGGACUUUCCAUUCUGUUAGGAAAGGGGUCAACUCCGAGGGGACCCAAGGAUACUGCAUAGGUGAGAUAAAGACCAUGGCUUUGUCACCAUCUUGUCACCCCUGAGUAUGUUUCCUAGCGGAAUCCUCAGCCUGUCUAACUAUGCCUCUCUCAACAAGUUUAAAUUUGCUUAAUCAUUCCGACAUUCAUUCAUCCUCUCCACAGUUUCUGUCAAGCACAACUAUGUGUGUUAGGAAAGAGAAAAUCAACCUUGGCUUCAUGGAACUUACAUUGUGUUGGGGUCAUACAGCCCCAAAAGAUAAUUUAUCAGAUGUUCAUAACGGCUAUGGUUAACGUUAAACCGGGAUAGUGAAAUAGAGGGGAUGAUAUCUAGAAAGAGUGGCCAGAGACCUUCCUUCUAAGAUCGUGACAUUUGAGCAAAAGCCUAGAGGAGAUGCCUAUCUGGUAGAAAAGUGUCCCAGACAGAGUUAAGGCCAGUGGAAAAACUGGGGAGUGGAACUCAGUGUAGAGUGUAUGAAAAGAAUGAGGAGGGCUAUGUGACUGCCACAGCAUGAUGGAGGGAGAGCCGGGAGAUCCGAGGAGAGCCGUGAUGAGGGGCGGGUCCCCUAGGGCCUUCUGCCAUAGGGGGCACCUUGACCUGAUCCACAGGAGGGUUCUUACCAGAGAAGCCCCCAGGGUUCUUUCAGAGGCUCAGAUCACACAAUGAUUGUUGAGGAGCUCUAGAUUCAUCCCAGGAAAUCCACAGACCCUCUGCAGUUGAACAUGCCUUUCCUGGAAUCCGCUACACUCAAGGGGAAUCCCCCCUACUGCUCCCAGUGGAGACAGAGGAAGGACCCUCACGGUAUGAGUGAGGUCACAGUCAGUCUUGUAAAGGCAAAAAAGGAGGAUGUAACAGGCACAGAGAUGGCAGAGAGAAAGACAAAGAUAGAACAUUGGAGAGGAACAGAGAGACUAUUUCUAGCAGCAAAGGAUUCCCAAUUAGCACCCACCUAUGGGCCCCAUUGCUUUUUCGAUGAUCCCACAGAUGUAGGCAAUUUCAUCUCUAGUUCCUCUGCCUUUUCUAAAACCAGCUUGAACAUCUGGAAGUUCACGGUUUAUGUAUUGCUGAAGUCUGGCUUGGAGAAUUUUGAGCAUUACUUUACUAUCGUGUGAGAUGAGUGCAAUUGUGCAGUAGUUUGAGCAUUCUUUGGCGUUGCCUUUCUUUGGGUUUGGAAUAAAAACUGACUUUUUCCAGUCCUGUGGGCACUGCUGAGUUUUCCAGAUUUGCUGGCAUAUUGACUGCAGCACUUUCACAGCAUCCUCUUUCAGGAUUUGAAAUAGCUCAACUGGAAUUCCAUCACCUCCACUAGCUUUGUUCGUAGUGAUACUAUGCCAAAGCCUUUGACUGUGUGCAUCACAAUAAACUGUGGAAAAAUUCUGAAAGAGAUGGAAUAGCAGACCACCUGACCUGCCUCUUGAGAAACCUGUAUGCAGGUCAGGAAGCAACAGUUAGAACUGGACAUGGAACAACAGACUGGUUCCAAAUAGGAAAAGGAGUAUGUCAAGGCUGUAUAUUGUCACUCUGCUUAUUUAACUUAUAUGCAGAGCACAUCAUGAGAAAUGCUGGGCUGGAUGAAGCACAAGCUGGAAUGAAGAUUGCCGGGAGAAAUAUCAAUAACCUCAGAUAUGCAGAUGACACCACCCUUAUGGCAGAAAGUGAAGGGGAACUAAAAAGCCUCUUGAUGAAGUGAAAGAGGAGAGUGAAAAGGCUGGCUUAAAGCUCAACAUUCAGGAAACUAAGAUCAUGGCAUCUGGUUCCAUCACUUCAUAGCAAAUAGAUGGGGAAACAGUGGAAGCAGUGUCAGACUUUAUUUUUUGGGGGGGCUCCAAAAUCACUGCAGAUGGUGACUGCAGCCAUGAAAUUAAAAGACGCUUACUCCUUGGAAGGAAAGUUAUGACCAACCUAGACAGCAUAUUAAAAGCAGAGACUUUACUUUUCCAACGAAGAUGCAUCUAGUCAAGACUAUGGUUUUUCCAGUGGUCACGUAUGCAUGUGAGAGUUGGACUGUGAAGAAAGCUGAGAGCUGAAAAAUUUAUGGUUUUGAACUGUGGUCUUAGAGAAGACUCUUGAGAGUCCCCUGGAUUGCAAAGAGAUCCAGCCAGUCCAUCCUAAAGGAGAUCAGUCCUGGGUGUUCAUUGGAAGGACUGAUGCUGAAGCUGAAACUCCAAUACUUUGGCCACCUCAUGCGAAGAGUUGACUCAUUGGAAAAGAUCCUGAUGCUAGGAGGGAUUGGGGGCAGGAGCAGAAGGGGACAAUAGCGGAUGAGAUGGCUGGAUGGCAUCACCGACUCGAUGGACAUGAGUUUGAGUAAACUCCAGAAAUUGGUGAUGGACAGGGAGGACUGGCAUGCUGUGGUUCAUGGUGUCGCAAAGGGUCAGACACGACUGAGUGACUGAACUCAACUGAAGUGAUGGGCCCCCAGCCCUGCUACUGGAUGAGGUACCUAUCUCUACAGGAGAAAAGAAGCUGCUCCCCCUCCCUGCACCCCCCUCCCCACCAGGGACUGUCUCUAGGAAAUGACUCAGUUGCCCGUGGCCUGGCUCUUGAUCAUACUCUCUUGGCACACAUCAGGGUCCUCUGCCCUGUCAAGACAUGGAGAUGAUCCAGUCAUGGGGAGGCUCAUGCUGUACACAGGGUCCCUCACAACCCCUCCAGCCCUGACUGCCCUCCUGCUGACCUCAGUUCCAAUGAAUGCUUUAGUGGGGGAAAGAGAGGCAGGGAUCACUGCAUUCAUGGUGGAGCCUCAUGCAAAUUGGUGAAUGUGAAGUUUCUCCCCACCUGCUUGGAGGCUCACCUCUGUAUUUUCCACCACCACGUCCCCAAGGAAUGUGCAGAUUACAUUUGAUGCAUCAGGGGGAAAUAUGAGUGGGCAAGUGCCAUCAACAUUGGGACCUACAGGUCAAGAUUCCUCCCAGUUGGAUGAACCUGUGGUUGACCCGCAGCCCAGUGUUGAGCAACCUCAAGAAGGGGAACCACCAGCUGAGAAUCAGGAUAUCACACCUGGAAAGGAGGAAGUAAACGGAGAGGAUCCAGUGAAUCAUGAUGAAGAGAAGGGGAAGGAUGCCUCUGGAGUUUCUGACCUGGAAACUGAUCUCCAGGAUUUGGCUGAGGCAAAGACUGGGGGUGAAGGUGGAGAUGGUCCUGAUAUCAAGGAGGAGAUUGCAUCAAAUAUAGAGCCUGUUGAAAUGCCAAAAGCAGGUGAAGGGCAACCAUUUGCUUGAAAGAAGUUAAACUGAAACCAUCUAUGCUGGUCUUAUAUUGUGUGUUUGACUGUUACAGUUCUGUCAAUAAAGUUUCUUUUUCUACUUGCA